Mesorhabditis belari is the source of this 867-nucleotide messenger RNA. Lineage: Eukaryota; Metazoa; Nematoda; Chromadorea; Rhabditida; Rhabditidae. The record is from the annotation of a GenBank genome assembly.
AUGGAACAUGCGAAAGAGGGAAGCCGACAAAUUUUGGCCGGUGGAUCGGCGGGCUUAGUGGAAGUGUUGAUCAUGCAUCCGUUGGACUUGAUCAAGACUCGACUCCAAAUCGAUCAAUCAAACCGCGGAAUGGCCGAUUGUGUGAGAAGCACAUUAAGAGAUGAAGGAAUACGCGGGUUUUACAAAGGAAUCCUGCCGCCGAUUCUCGCCGAGACGCCGAAGAGAGCCACAAAAUUCUUUACUUUUGAGCAAUACAAGCACAUCUUUAGCACACCGGGCAUCUCGCCGGCUAUUACUCUCUCCUUGGCUGGUCUCUGUUCGGGAAUGACCGAAGCAGUAGUGGUGUGCCCAUUUGAGACGGUUAAAGUUCGACUACAGUCGAUGAAAAAUGCAAAUCCUAAAGAGGUGCCCACAUCGAUGGAACUAGCGCGGGAGAUCAUUAGAGCCGAGGGAAUGGGCACAAAGGGAAUUUUUCGAGGAUUAACAUCAACAGUUGCGAGAAACGGCACAUGGAACAUGGUGUAUUUCGGUCUCUAUCACAAUGUCAAAGUCUACAUCCCAGAUGCAAAGGAAUCCGCGUCACUCAACUUAACCUAUCGAAUUCUGCUCGGUUUCAUUGCUGGAUCGCUGGCCUCGGUGGUGAAUAUCCCGUUUGAUGUGGCGAAAAGUCGGAUACAGGGUCCGCAACCAAUUCCGGGUUCUCGAAAAUAUCACGGCUGCCUCCAAAGCAUGGGACUUGUUUACAAAGAAGAAGGCUUCUUCGCUCUCUACAAGGGACUUUUGCCGAAAAUCAUGCGACUUGGGCCAGGUGGUGCAAUCAUGUUGGUCGUUUACGACGAGGUCUACAAGUACUUGAAACAAUUUGGA